GUUGCUGGGUCUUGUGAUUCUUCUUUCUGCCGUCUUUUCUUCUUCAAGAGUUCUCUUUGUUUUUUCUCAGACAUCAUCAGUUUGUACCAUGGCAAGCCAAUCGGACAAGAACCCUGGAUCCAUUCACGAUUUCACUGUCAAGGAUGCUAAAGAAAAUGAUGUAGAUCUUAGCACUUACAAGGGAAAGGUUCUGUUGAUAGUGAAUGUUGCUUCCAAAUGUGGGUUGACAAAGUCAAACUAUACAGAACUGACUAAGUUAUAUGAAAAGUACAGGGAUCAAGGUCUAGAGAUACUAGCAUUUCCAUGCAAUCAGUUCAGUGAGGAAGAGCCAGGCAGUAAUGAGGAGAUCUUGGAGUUUGUAUGUACUCGCUUCAAAGCUGAGUUUCCAAUUUUUGAUAAGAUCGAAGUGAAUGGUGAAAAUGCUGCUCCAAUCUACAAGUUCUUGAAGUCAAGCAAAGGGGGCAUCUUUGGCGACAACAUCGAAUGGAACUUUGCAAAGUUCCUGGUUAAUAAGGAUGGCCAUGUGGUUAACUUAUUUGCUCCAAGGACUUCUCCUUUUAGCAUUGAGGAGGAUAUAAGGAAUGCCUUGGGUAUCUCUUAGGUUCUGGGUUACAAAGGAUGUACAAUUCCUCGGUAAAACAAGAAGUGGAUCAAAUGAUGUUUAAAUAUUAAUGUUUCAGUCACCUCUGUGUUAUAUAAAGUUAUAGAAAGUAGAAUGUCAUGUACUUUACGUAGAGGCUGGAUUUUGAAUUGAAGUUAACCUUGGUAUGUUCUCAAACUCCU
This is a messenger RNA of Telopea speciosissima, 783 nucleotides long. Its product is annotated as probable phospholipid hydroperoxide glutathione peroxidase. The record is from RefSeq and is a predicted model, not a curated record. Gene Ontology annotation, biological process: response to oxidative stress. NCBI's taxonomy places the organism in Eukaryota, Viridiplantae, Streptophyta, Magnoliopsida, Proteales, Proteaceae. Bases 89 to 601 code for a protein of 170 amino acids. The transcript has 6 exons. Gene Ontology annotation, molecular function: glutathione peroxidase activity.